This is a messenger RNA of Guillardia theta CCMP2712, 1429 nucleotides long. RefSeq lists its product as hypothetical. Lineage: Eukaryota; Cryptophyceae; Pyrenomonadales; Geminigeraceae. The record is from RefSeq and is a predicted model, not a curated record. The transcript has 10 exons. Gene Ontology annotation, molecular function: zinc ion binding; oxidoreductase activity. The coding region runs from base 17 to 1429 and encodes 470 amino acids.
AGCAACAGGGGUGAAAAUGGCGUGCCGAACGGUGUUCAUGGCGAUGGCUUGCCUGUUCCUCGAGGGCGCAGAGGCAUGGUCACUCCUGCGAAUCAGCCUGCCGUCAUGGACAGAGCACGGGAGACAAGCAUGCACAGCGGAUGGUCGGCAUCAGGGAUGGGGAAAUCAGCGAUCAGGCAUGAUGCCACUGGGAUCCUGGGCAAGGAGGGGAGGUCGGACGAUUCGGAUGAGCGGAGAUGCAGAGAUCGAGCGAGAAGUCUGGAUGAUCGAGAAGCCUGGUAACCUCAAACAUCUGCAGAAGAAGAAGGACAUGCUUCCUCCUCCUGGCCCUGACGAGGUUCGCGUGCGAGUCUGCGCCAUCGGUCUCAACUUCGCCGACGUCUUCACGGUGCUGGGCAUGUAUGACGCCGCGUCCUCCAAGGAGAACCUUGUCCCUGGUCUAGAGUUCUCUGGUGUGGUAGAGGCUAUCGGUGAUCGCCUGCAGAACCGGAAAUCUGCGAUCGUAUCGAGGUCGCCCGACGGGAAGCGAAAUGUCCUGGUGUCGUCUCCGGAGCCCAGUCAGACGAAGGAGGGGGACGGUCAGAAGAUCAGAGUUGGAGACAGAGUCAUGGGUUUCUCUCGCUUCGGCUCUUUCUCUACGCACCUGAAUGUCGGCUCCUCCUACAUCCGACCUAUCCCCGACGACUGGACGUUUCAACAAGGAGCAUCGUUUGUUGUCCAGGGUUUGACCGCAUGGUACGGGUUGGUUGAGCUUGGACAGGCGCAGGCGGGGAAGCGAGUCUUGAUCCACUCAGCUGCAGGAGGUGUUGGCCUCUUCUGCCUUCAGAUCUGCCGGCUCUUCGACAUGACCCCUGUUGCCAUCGUAGGAUCGGAGGAAAAGUCAGCGCUGCUGGCAGAGACCUACGGGCUCGAGAAGUCGCAGAUUGUAAUCAGGAAGCAGAGCCCGCGGAGGUUCAAGGAGGAUGUGAUUGGAGCUUGUCAGCUUCUGGAUGGGAAGGGGUAUGACGUCAUCAUGGACUCGGUGGCCGGCAAGUACUUCAGCCCUGGCUACGAGAGCUUGAGCCCGCAAGGACGUCACGUUCUCUUCGGGGCUGCUUCUUACACUCCACGUGGUGACCUCGGCAAGGUCUGGUGGUCCCUUGAGUUCUGGAGGAGUAUAGUCCCCAAGUUCCUCUCCCGGCCCAAGUUGGACGUGCAGAAGAUGAUCGGGCAGAACAAGGCUGUCUUAGGAUUCAACCUCAUCUGGUUGACAGACGGCGAGACUGACCCCAAGGUCCUGGGCCUCCUCAUGGACCAGAUGCUUCAGAGGCGCUGGAAUCCUCCGAUGGUCGGGGCGGAGUUCAGGUUUGAUGAGAUGCCGGAGGCCCUUCGCUUCUUCAAGAGCGGUCGGAGCGUGGGCAAAGUUGUGGUCAACGUGAGCGAAGAAUGA